UUUUUUUUUUUUUCAUUUCCUUUCUUUCUCUUUAAAUCUUUAUCCAUCUCUAUAAACAUCCUCUCGCUCUGUUUCUUUCUUUCUUACAAUUUGAACAAAACCUUCCAAUUCUCGUUUCUGUAAUUAUUUUUUCUUUAACCAGUUCCAACCCAAAAAGGAAAAAUAUAGAAAAUUAUAAAGAACCCUUUUUUAAUGGGUAAUAUUAGUAGUAGCGCCGGCGUUCACGGUCGCCGGAGACACAACAACCGCCGUAGCCACCCACCUCCACCACCACCAGCACCACCACAGCCUGAAAUCACGGCUAACCGCUACGUGUUCGCUGCUGCCACUCCUUACCCGAAUCAAUACCCGAAUUCUAACCCGCCACCUUAUUAUCAGUACCCGGGUUACCAUCACCCUCCACCGCCACACGCUAUGCCGGUUCCCUUGCCGGCUCCUUAUGAUCAUCACCAUCACCGGGUUGACCCUGCCCAUUGGGUUGGUGGGAGAUACCCGUGUGGGCCCAUGAUGGCCCCACCUACACCUUAUGUGGAGCAUCAGAAAGCUGUUACUAUAAGAAAUGAUGUUAACUUGAAGAAAGAAAGUUUGAGACUUGAAGCUGAUGAAGAGAAUCCUGGAAAAUUUCUUGUUGCUUUCACUUUUGAUGCUACUGUUUCUGGAAGCAUCACCAUCAUUUUCUUUGCAAAAGAAGGUGAAGAUUGUAUCCUGACUCCAGUGAAGGAAAACCUUCUUCCACCUGUAACGGUAAAUUUCCAACAAGGUCUGGGCCAGAAAUUCAGACAGCCUUCUGGAUCUGGGAUUGAUUUCACAAUGUUUGAGGGCAGGGAAUUACUGAAGGAGGGUGAGAUCGAUGUCUAUCCUCUAGCAGUGAAGGCAGAGGCUUCCCCUGCUAAUCAAGAUAGGCAAGAAGGAAACCAAUUGUCUGGACCCACAAAUUCUCAGAUAACGCAAGCAGUGUUUGAGAAGGAUAAAGGCGAGUACCAGGUGAAGGUAGCAAAGCAGAUUCUCUGGGUGGAUGGUAUGAGGUAUGAGUUGCAGGAGAUAUAUGGAAUUGGGAAUUCAGUUGAGGGUGAGGUUGAUGCAAAUGACCCAGGAAAGGAAUGUGUCAUUUGCCUGUCAGAACCACGGGACACAACUGUUCUUCCCUGCCGCCACAUGUGUAUGUGCAGUGGAUGUGCAAAAGUCUUGAGGUACCAGACAAAUCGGUGCCCUAUUUGCAGACAACCAGUUGAGAGGCUUUUAGAGAUAAAGGUCAACAAUGGCCCUGAUGAAUGAGGAGAGGAGAGGAGAGGAGGUGCCUCUUGCUUCCUGUAUAGUUGUUUGAUUUUUUUUUUUUUUUCCUCUCUCUCUCUUUUUUGGGGGGGUUUCAAUAUCUUAUUUCCUUUAAUGUUCUUGAUUUCUAAUAAUUAAACAGGAAAUUGUAAUCAACUUGCAGUAUGGCAGGAUAAAUGCAACUGGCAUUGUACCAAAAUAGCUAUGAAUUUUCUUUGAUCUGACAUAAAAUAUAGUAUAUGUUUGGUUUCA
Messenger RNA from Ricinus communis (castor bean), 1524 nucleotides. Its product is annotated as probable E3 ubiquitin-protein ligase LOG2. Gene Ontology annotation, biological process: protein ubiquitination. Gene Ontology annotation, molecular function: ubiquitin protein ligase activity. The coding region runs from base 193 to 1275 and encodes 360 amino acids. NCBI's taxonomy places the organism in Eukaryota, Viridiplantae, Streptophyta, Magnoliopsida, Malpighiales, Euphorbiaceae. The transcript is spliced from 3 exons. The record is from RefSeq and is a predicted model, not a curated record.